Messenger RNA from Crotalus tigris (Tiger rattlesnake), 3363 nucleotides. It is a transcript of the gene OPRM1, whose product is annotated as opioid receptor mu 1. The transcript has 3 exons. The record is from RefSeq and is a predicted model, not a curated record. Gene Ontology annotation, molecular function: morphine receptor activity; beta-endorphin receptor activity; G-protein beta-subunit binding. Gene Ontology annotation, cellular component: neuron projection; membrane. Gene Ontology annotation, biological process: G protein-coupled opioid receptor signaling pathway; sensory perception of pain; neuropeptide signaling pathway. Lineage: Eukaryota; Metazoa; Chordata; Lepidosauria; Squamata; Viperidae. The coding region runs from base 597 to 1685 and encodes 362 amino acids.
UGUCGCGGAGUAGAUCGGGUGAAAAAGAGUUCCUUCCCACCACCAGCCUCCACCAGAAGCUCCUCCUUUCCAGACUUAUCCCGAUCAACUUGCGCACGUGUGCGCGGCUAUCAAAGCCAGCUGUGUGAGCGCACGUGUGUGCGCGCGAGCACAUCUGAAGGGAGAAGAGGCUCCAGUGGGUUUGUUUCUGCAAGACUUUCUUUCCACACUUCUUUCUCUCUCCCUUCUCCCCUCCCUCGACCUCCUUCUUCCCUCGGCGCUCGAUGGGGGGAAUGCGGUGGAAGCCGCAGGAGGAGGCAACGUUUCCCCAAGGCUUCAGCUUUAAGGUGCGACGGGUCCUUUGCUUCUCUCUCAGUCGCGUCAGGCAACUGCAAGGAUCCCGUCCUCCUUCGGAAACUGGCUAAAGAGAGAGCACUGGAUGGGACUCCUGCCUUGGGCGGCUUCCUCGACCAGAAAAGCGGCUUCGCACUUAACUAGGUGGUCAGCACCAGGGACAGCUCCCGGCGCCCAUUUUUCCCGCGCCUGCACCCUGAGUUCUGACUCCAGGCGCCGGCUAGCCCGACGGAGAUUAAGGGGAGUGAAGGUCGGGCACGAUUAUGGAAGCGGACAGCUGGAACCAGAGCGAGCUCAACAGCACCCAGCUGUUUUGCGGCGGACCCAACGGAACUCUUGGGGGACGAGGAGGCAGUUUAUGUUCUGGGGUCAGCCCUUCCAUGAUCACAGCCAUAGUGAUCAUGGCCCUCUAUUCCGUCGUAUGUGUGGUGGGGCUCUUUGGGAACUUCUUGGUCAUGUAUGUCAUCAUCAGGUACACUAAAAUGAAGACUGCCACCAACAUUUAUAUUUUCAACCUUGCCCUGGCCGAUGCCUUAGCCACAAGUACGCUGCCAUUUCAAAGCGUGAAUUAUCUUCUGGGAACAUGGCCAUUUGGCACCACUAUUUGUAAGAUUGUCAUAUCCAUAGAUUACUAUAACAUGUUCACAAGUAUUUUCACCCUCUGCACCAUGAGUGUGGAUCGCUACAUAGCAGUUUGCCACCCGGUCAAGGCUUUGGAUUUCCGCACCCCUCGAAAUGCCAAGAUUGUCAACGUCUGUAACUGGAUCAUUUCUUCAGCAAUUGGCAUUCCCGUGAUGGUGAUGGCAACCACCAAAGAGAGUAAUGGAUCUAUCGAUUGUACCCUUAAGUUCUCGCAUCCAGCCUGGUAUUGGGAGAACCUACUGAAAAUCUGUGUUUUCAUCUUUGCCUUCAUCAUGCCCAUCUUAAUCAUAACAGUCUGCUACGGACUGAUGAUUUUACGUCUGAAGAGCGUGCGGAUGCUCUCCGGCUCCAAGGAAAAGGACCGAAAUCUUCGGAGGAUCACCAGGAUGGUCCUUGUGGUUGUGGCUGUUUUCAUCGUCUGCUGGACGCCAAUCCAUAUUUAUGUUAUCAUUAAAGCCUUGGUCCAUAUCCCAGAAACUACUUUCCAAACCAUCUCCUGGCAUUUCUGCAUUGCACUAGGAUACACCAAUAGCUGUCUCAAUCCCAUCCUUUAUGCCUUUCUAGAUGAAAACUUCAAAAGAUGUUUCCGAGAAUUCUGUAUCCCAACAACGUCAAGCAUUGAGCAGCAAAACUCCACCCGCGUCCGUCAGCACACCCGUGAGCACGCCUCCACUGCCCAUACAAUGGACAGGACUAACCAGCAGGUAUGACUAGAAGUGGAGAUGUCAACCGUGGAGACAAGAAUUCCUCCUGGAGAUGACAUGAAUUCUGAAGUCACAGUCUUGACUGAAUUAUAGCUUCUGGAAGUUUUAUAAAAUCCUUCUGAUUUACUGUCCCUGGCUGAGGUGAUACACAAAGAUGGAAAGACUUAUCCAAACGUACGAGGGAAGUUGUGCCAGUUCUACUAUGACUAGGAGCUAGAGAACUCAAGUUGCUUCUUGCAUGGCCUGAGCCAGUCUGGGUAUCAUUGUAUUAUAUAUUCAACAUGCUUGAAAACAGAAGAGAUGCUCUCGCUUGCUACUUCAGCAAUUCGGUAUAUUUAGAAACUUCUGAUACCAAAUCAGAGCAUUGGGCUGUGUGACCUAAAACACCUGAACUACAGCUGGCUCAGAGCCAGUCCUCCAAUAGCUAAUAGUCCUACAAUUACUAGAGACUUCCUGCAAAUACAUACAGGCAGUCCUCGGCUUACUGCCACCAUUGCUAAGCAAGGCAGUUGUUAAGUGAGUCAUACCUGAUUUUACAAAAAAAAAUUGCUUUGGUCUUUAAGCAACUCAUUGCCAUUGUUAAGCAAACAGCAUGGUUGUUAAGCUAAUGGGCUUUCCCCAUUGACUUUGCUUGUCAGGAGCCAUCUGGGGAAGUCACAAAGGGGGUGAUCACAUGACCCCAGGAUGCUGCAGCUAUGAUAAAUACAUGUUGGUUGCCAAGUCCCUGAAUUUUGCUCACUUGGCCAUGGGGAUACUACGACAGUCAUAAGUGCAAGGACUGGAUGAAAGUCACUUUUUUCAGUGCCAUGGUAACUCUGAACGGUCUCUAAAAGAAUGGUUGUAAAUUGAGGACUGCCUUCUAUAGACAAGUUAACAUCAUCACAAUUCAUAUACCAAGCAUAGACUGGUUUGUUAGAUUAUUAUUAUUUUUUUGCCGCAAAGUUUUGUGACUGUUACCUACUGUACAGGAUCGCUAGAAUAUAUUUUAGCUAUCCAGUUAAUUAUCUUUAACAUAUAUAUGUAUAUGUUAAAGGAAUGUUCAUUAUGAGAAAUCCACCUUGAGGAAAUAUUACUGGAGGUUUGUUGCAUCCGAUCAGUCAAAAGAUCUGCCUUGCAAAUCAAGUGGCUCACUCUGUAAAUAAAAGUAGGGUUGCUUCAAACGUGGGAAUACUUCAGUGAAGUCAGGUCCUCUUCAGGGAUACAUGUCUAUGGAGAUUCUCAGACAUCCAGGUCAUGGUUGUCCCAAAGGUGCUCUUUCAAAAGGCAACUGGAUCUUCUUUGUUUUUCCUUGGAGACAUUUCGCUUCUCAUCCAACAAGCUUUUUCAAUUCAGAACUUGGAGGAGGAGCAAAAUGUCUUCAAGCAAAAACCAAGAUGAUCCAGUUGCCUUUUGAAAGAGCAUCUUUGGGUCUUCAGGGAUACGCUCUACUCUAGUACACUAUAUGCAUACAGUGGAGGAGUAUUUUUCUGAGAAGCCCUGAAUUCACAACAAGCACAUUCUCUUUUGUCUUCUGUUCAUGUGAAUAAUACCCAAUCCAAUUCAUUGUUUCUAUGGAGCUGAAGAAAAGCAUUUGUACCUCCAAAACUGCUUUCAUUUUGAAGAAUUACUCAAUAAUAUAUAUACACACACAAAACACGGUAACACUCAUAGAUGCACACAAAUUCAUUCACGACAAACACAGAUG